This is a messenger RNA of Wickerhamiella sorbophila, 1422 nucleotides long. RefSeq lists its product as hypothetical. The record is from RefSeq and is a predicted model, not a curated record. The transcript has a single exon. Bases 1 to 1422 code for a protein of 473 amino acids. Lineage: Eukaryota; Fungi; Ascomycota; Dipodascomycetes; Dipodascales; Trichomonascaceae.
AUGAGCGACUUGGGGCAUGUGUUGUUUGGCGGCGUGGAAGGCACGCUGACCUCGUUUGCUACAGUUGGCAAUGCUAUAUUUGACGGAGUGCCGCCUGUGGAGACGCGUAAACCGGGUGUUAUUGUGGCUGCUGGCACGGUUAGGAUUAGCGCGCCGCUGGGUCGCGAAAUCGGAUACUUGGAAGUAGGCGAAUUCCGCCAACCGCUCUUGCCCCGUAGGCGCGUAUGGCGUAGCUCACCUACUCAGCUUAUUUUUCCGCAGCCGGUUCCCUGCCGCUACUGGCAAUUAGAUGUGGACGCUCCUCCAGCCGCUCACGCUCGCUUGGACGCCAUUCUAAGCGAGCUUUGCAACUUUCACUCGCUUAGCACCGUAGAGCAGCCAGAGCUGGUGGGUUCUGAAGACGAUUUGUACGGUGGCGGAGAGAACGAAAUCUCGCCAAGUCCGCUCGUUCUCGACGCGAUCAAUGCUAUCAAAUUGCGUUCUGUACCGGUUUCUCAAGCCAGUCGCGAGAUAAAUGAUAAAAAAUUGCCACCACAACGCAUAUUGUCGAACUACCUUCCCUUUUCUUCUUCACGAAAACCGUCUGGUCGGGCCGGAUCAGCUCCUCAGGGUGCCCUGGCCGACGAAUCCGCUGAACAAGAGCUGCUGGAGAUUCGCCCAUUCACUGCUCCAGAGGGCGAUUUAAUAACUCCAGAGACCUCUAGGGUCCUGGAUAUUGUCGACGGUCCUGGAUCACCAACCAAAGCUGUGAUUUCUCGCUUCGAUUAUUUCGAAAGUGUGGCGGGGGACCUGGACUCUCAGCCAUUGACACCGUUGCAGCAGUCUCCGAAACUGGAAUCUUUGUUGGACGGCGACGAUUUCGUUCUGGGCGAUCCCAUUGAAAUGCACGAAGAGCUGCAGGCUCGAGCCUUUAUACUUUCGCCAGAACGGCACAAGCCUGUGAAACCGGGCGCCUUUGAUCCUGCAACACCGUUGGACUCUCCACAGCGUGAAUCGCCGAAUAGCAGUUUGAAAACACCCGAAUCAACUCUUGUCAGUGAGCAUAUCUUCUCGCCUACAACGGGACCAUCCACCAGGCACUCUAUUUCGUCCUCAUCAACGUUGGACGAGAUUCUUGAACUGUUCACACCUGAUUUCAAAGAUCUGGACACCAAAUUACCUCCGCUGGACGGACCCACUGUGUCUGAACUAACUCAACGUAACCUAGUUCAAUUCGCUCCGCCGAGCACCUUCCCCGCUCUCGAUCGGCGUGAGAACGUCAGAUUCAGUCACCCACUAAUCCCAACCCCUGCCAAUGCUGUAUCAUAUCGAAUGCGUUCUCCUAGACCAAACCUGCCCCAAAACGUCCACCACGAUGUCACAACAGUUAGUGGGUUCAUAGGCUGGCACUUGAUGAACCGCAUUCUACCUCCUCGAAGGUAA